UGAUUUGUAGCUUCUUUUCACACUCUCUCGACCUAUGACCACUACGGUAGAGGGAUGGGUGUGUCCCGGACUGUCUUGGCAAUACACGCCGGAAGGGAGGAGGGCCUUUCUGCCUGUCUGUCUGCCUGUCUGUCUGCCUGCCUGCCUGUCGGUGUAUCUGUCUGUGUUUCGUCGCGGCGCUAGAGACGGGCAGAGCCGGUGUUUGUGAUGGGAGCUAGCUAACUAGGAAGGGCGACUAUAGCUUUAAGUGAAAGAAAACGAAACAAGGAGCAGUCAGCCGCGUCGGCGGGUCGCUUAGCUAGUUUAGUGGGAUUACAGGGGAUUUCGAUAUGAUAUUUGUUAAACUACUUCUCAUGUUUUGCUGCCUACAAGACAUUACAGGUCAGUUUGGGAACCGUUUGAACAAAUAUAUUCGCCAUUAUGAAGGUUUAUCAUAUGACACAGAAGCCCUACACAACAGUCACCAGAGAGCCAAGAGGGCACUGUCUCCUCAGGACAGGACUGUGCAGCUGGACUUCCACGCUCAUGGAAGGUAUUUUAACUUGCGGCUGAAAAGGGAUACGAAUCUGUUUUCUCCAGAUCUCGUCAUUGAGGUAUCAGGGGAGGAGAUACCCAUCGAUACAUCACAUAUUUACAGUGGAGAAAUUUUUGGAGAAAAAGGCACGCUGACCCAUGGCUCUGUGGUGGAUGGACGCUUUGAGGGCUUCAUUAAAACCCACCAGGGAACGUACUACGUUGAACCCUCAGAGAGGUACCUGCGAGCCAAGAAUGUUCCCUUCCACUCUGUCAUCUAUCAUGAAGAUGACAUCAAUUAUCCUCAUAAGUAUGGCUCAGAGGGCGGCUGUGCUGACCACUCUGUGUUUGAGAGGAUGAGGAAGUACCAGACGUCAGGAGCAGAAGAGCAUGGAAAAGGGGAGAACAGUGUGUUGGAAGAGGACAGCUCACAUGUUCCUGUCAUUCUGAGGAAGAAGAGGGCAGCAGGGAAAGAGAAAAACACCUGCCAGCUCUUCAUCCAGACUGACCACCUCUUCUUCAAACACUACGGCACAAGAGAGGCUGUUAUUGCCCAGAUCUCCAGCCACGUGAAGGCUAUCGACUCCAUUUACCAGGCCACAGACUUCAUGGGCAUACGAAACAUCAGCUUCAUGGUUAAAAGGAUCAGGAUAAAUACCACAGAAGAUGAACAGGACAAGACCAAUCCUUUUCGCUUUGGCAACAUCGGAGUGGAGAAGUUUUUGGAGCUCAACUCCGAACAGAACCAUGAUGACUACUGCCUGGCCUACGUCUUCACUGACAGGGACUUUGAUGAUGGUGUUCUUGGCUUGGCUUGGGUUGGGGCUCCUUCAGGAAGUUCCGGGGGCAUCUGUGAGAAGAGCAAACUGUAUUCGGAUGGAAAGAGGAAGUCUCUGAACACUGGAAUCAUCACUGUGCAGAACUAUGCCUCCCAUGUCCCUCCCAAAGUGUCACACAUUACUUUUGCUCAUGAGGUUGGGCACAACUUUGGCUCUCCUCAUGACUCUGGGUUCGAAUGCACCCCUGGAGAGUCUAAGUUGCAGGACAAAAAGGAGCAGGGAAACUACAUUAUGUAUGCCAGAGCCACAUCGGGGGACAAACAGAACAAUAACAAGUUUUCCAUCUGCAGCAUCCGCAAUAUAAGUGCUGUUCUGACAAAGAAGAGAGAUGACUGCUUUGUCGAGUCUGGUCAGCCUAUCUGUGGUAAUGGACUGGUGGAAGCUGGAGAGGAGUGUGACUGCGGCUACAGCGAUCAGUGUACGGAUCCAUGCUGCUAUAGCGCCAACGAAGCGGAGGGCAAGAAGUGCAAACUUCAACCAGGCAAAAUCUGCAGUCCCAGCCAAGGACCCUGUUGCACAAAGGAAUGCACUUUCAAGGGCCCUGAUGACAAGUGCAGACUGGAGUCCGAGUGUGCCCAGGAGGGCCGCUGCAAUGGAGCGACUGCUUUGUGUCCUACCUCAAUGCCAAAGGCCAACUUCACCUCUUGCCAUGCAGAAACACAAGUUUGCCUCAAUGGAGUCUGCUCUGGUUCCAUUUGUGAGAAGUAUGGUCUGGAGGUAUGCACCUGUGCCAGCCAAAAUGGCAAAGAUGAGGCAGCUGAGCUUUGCCACGUGUGCUGCAUGGAGAAGAUGAACCCCAGCACCUGUAGCAGCACAGGAUCAGAUAAAUGGGACAAAUUCUUCAAUAAGAAGACCACCACGCUGCAGCCCGGCUCACCCUGUAAUGACUUUAAGGGAUACUGUGAUGUGUUCAUGAGGUGUCGUCUGGUGGACGCAGACGGGCCUCUGGCAAGGCUGAAGAAAGCCAUCUUCAAUGCCGAACUCUAUGAGAAUAUUGCUGAGUGGAUAGUGGCUCACUGGUGGGCAGUGCUGUUGAUGGGAAUUGCUCUUAUAAUGCUAAUGGCUGGUUUCAUCAAGAUCUGCAGCGUCCAUACCCCCAGCAGCAAUCCCAAACUUCCUCCACCAAAGCCACUGCCAGGUACACUGAAAAGGAGAAGACAACAACAUGCAAACCAGCAGUCACAGGGCCAGCGCCAGCCCCGCCAGUACAGAGAGAACUAUCAAAUGGGACAGAUGAGACCCUGAGACGCUGCUCUGCUCUUUGCCUUGGUUCUUCUUAGUGCCUACAACGGGAGCACUUCACUCCAAAGAGUUACCUUUACCACAUAUUGCAAAAUUCAAAGAACUUGCAGCUGAAACAACUUUAAUGGACAAAGCCCAAAGUUUUUGAGGGCCUAACAAACUCACUCGGCACCUCUGCUCUGAGAGCCAGAUUAGCAGUGGUUCACAUAGCUUUUAUAGGAAACAAAGAAUUUUUCCAGGGAGGGACAAGGGGGAGAAAUUCACUGAUCUCUGUUAUGUGGUCUUAAUCUUACCAUUUUUCUGUUUUUAAUUACUUUCUCAUCAGAAUGGAGGAGAGAGAAGCAGCUUUGUUCCAGUUGCCCUCCUCUGUCCUCCAUCUGUGCAACCUUUUCUCUUUCCUGCCCUUCCUCUCUGAAAUGCUGCCAUCAUCAGCACGACAGCGGGACUGCAGGUCACAUGAGUUUUUGCUGCCAAUCAAAAACAGCAUUGAGACGUUGUGUUGAAAGAAAACUUGUUUUUUGCCAAUGUGGUUAGGUUGUUUUAAAUCAAAGCACCGUCAAAAACUGAUUCUUUUUUCAUUUCUGUGGCAUACAUGUUCUUUCUGUUUGCAAUUGUACAUACGAUGCAGUAGUAUUCUUUUUCUUUCUGUUUUAAGUGAAAUUGAUUUCCUGCAUAAUGAAGAUUAUUUACUAUUUUAAUUCACUUUCUCAGGAUCAACAAAACAACAGCAAACGAGUAAAAGAGGGCUGCAUGCGUGUUCAGGGUAAGGUCCCUCCUGAGGCGAUGUAUGGAGCAGGUUUUAUGAACAGAAUGUAGACACGUGAGCCUAAUAAGAAUAUAGUGUCAAUAGUUAUGGGAUGGAGGGGAGAGUUAAUUUGAUAUAUUUCUUGUUGUGAAAUGGUUUUGCAGUUGCGUUUACAUAAAGGUAUACGGUGUGGGGCUGAAAUACGUGAUGAGAAAAUAGCUUUUUUAAUCAACCUGAUUGUAUCUCACUUUUAUUCUGUCAUUGCUGUCUUUUUUCCCUAACUUGUUGCUUCAGCACGGACCUGUGACAAUUUUUCAGAUAACCACUUUACAUUUAGAAUGAAAACAGUGAAAGCAACGCAAGGAGAAUGUGUUCAAACAAAACCGCAGACAAAGAAGCCGACAUUUAUAACAGAAAAGCGCCGAUUGUCGUGUCUGCAUUUUCACUCGAUCUGAUUUAUCCACCUUUUUCUCGCAGUUGUUAAAUAAAUGACAAAAUCAACCCACCCUAAAGCAUCUAGGCCUCUGUAGCCAGUUAACGAGAUUGCCUGUCUGUUUGAAAUAUGAUUGUGGAUUGUGCUUUUAUUGAUUUUAAUUGCAGUUCAGGUUGUUACAUUUGCUGUACGCGGAGAAUCACUUGAGAGCGGGUGGAGAGUCGAGAUUGUAAUUUUAUUGUUGCUUUGUUUGCUGCUGUUAAGGAACCUUUUAUCAGAGCGAACAAUCGCUAUGUGUCAGCCAUCCACUACUGUCCUUUUCUUCCUACUGAUUGAGGUUUUCUCAAGGAAACUUUGUUGCUCUCUUGGUUUGUGUAAUUGCGUUAAAAAUGUGCCUACUCAGAGCAGUGUGACUAAAAGUUGGUGUUCUGAUGUCAGUGAUAUUUACCAAGGCUGGAAUAUUGCAUGAGGUGGUAAUUUAGCAAGUUUUUCCGUCUGGUGCGGCUUCGGGCAUGGCAAUACAUGAUAGUUAUAGGAAAUGUAUGAUUAUUGAUACACAUUCUAUCUCACCCAACAGGCAUAUUUAGAUUAUUAUAUUCCAGUUGAAUUUAGUAAUUGCUAUUUUCUCUUUAACGAUAUAUUACAGCCCUGAUUUGGCUUUACUUGAGUGGUCUUCAGCCUUGGUAAAUAUAAUUAAUGCCACUGACAGAUGGAUAAAAGUGCACAAGCUGAGUUACUAGCAAACUAUAGAAAUGUCUAUCCAUAAUUUCUUAGCAUUAUUUUAGGAGGGAACAUCCCACAAAGACGCCCUUGCCCUCGCAAAAGAGUUGUAGCGAGCACAGCUGCGGCUCAGUGUUUUCUGUGCGAGGUGCCAGGAUGGUGCAUUAUUGAUCAGAUAGAUUCUAUGCAGAGUACCACAGAGAUCAACAGCGAACAAGUUGGCCUCUUCACAGAGAAAUGCCUUCAGUGUGUUCUCCUGAAUGAGUACAUGGAAAACUUCAUUUGUGUUUCCGUGACGUAAUAGUUACUCGUGCCCGUGUGCUACUUGCAACGUUUCUGAAACAAACGUUGCAUAUUUUUUGUUGCUUCUUGUACUGAUUCUGUCUUUUCGGUGCUACUGGUAGUGCUUUUUCUUGGGUCAGCACUUAAAGUAUAUUUUUCAUUAUCAGAUUUUAUUGCUUCUACGUGUGCAAGUGUGUGUGUGUGUGUGUGUGUGAAAGAGCUGCUUUGCUGAAUCAUUCUCAUCUUUUAUUUGUUGACAUUAUAAGAUGUGGGUAAUACUGGGUGAUGGGGGUUAAUACUCUGGGAUGUUUUUUUUCCUUUUGUUCACAUGUGAUGCUUUGAUGUUGAGAAAAUGUGCACUGAAACGUAAGUGAUAUAAACAGAGAAUCCAAAAUAGUCCAGAUUCUGUACUACUGUCUGAUUUAAUGUCUCUUUUGUUUUGUACAGUGUCUUUUUGUUUGUAUUUGCUUUUUUUUUUUGUUCUGUUUCUCCAUUCUGCUUACUUUGAAAAUUUUACUAAAUUUGCAAAGGUAUUGUGCAACAGUAUAAUUUCUUUUGAACUACUUGAAAUGCAUUAAUAAACCAGAAUUGAUCAAAUGUUUGUUUUUACCUGUUGUUAGUAGCAUCAAAAGGUGAUAUCAUGGCGGGGAUGGUUGGCCAGAGGGUGGCGCUGUUGUGUCUGCUUCAGAAGGAAAAGACUGAACUGCCAGGAUGGCCUAACAUUGUUUGUGGUGUCUUCCCUUUGUAACUGUCUGCUCUCUGGUGUCACCACCUGGUUAAUACUUGCACUUACUUGGGUGCUUCUUUCCCAUUUCUGUGUUUAUUGUUCCAACUUUACAGAACCUGACAGCUACGUUUUCAUGCAGCCACAAAAUUUGGAUAUUUUAGCGUGAAUCAUUUUGUCAGUUUAUGGAUGAGAAAUGUAUGAACAUCAUUGCAUGUGUAGAAAAAAAUUCAAAGCGCAAUGCAGAAUAGAAAAGAACUGAGUAUUUUUAUUGCUCUGAUCAAAAAGUGAAUUUAUGUCAUGUUAUUGACAUUAGUAAUGUAGGUUUUUAAAUGCUGACGUUGAUCGUUUUAUGCACAUUUUAAAAAAGCAACCUUUAGAAUUAAUGUUAUUGAAGGGAACUUUAGACUUUGUUUUCAUUGCCUCAAUAUUUAAAUUGGCAAGCUUUCAGCUUUCUAAACAUUCAGCUGUAGAAUGAAAUGUGGACCUAGGCAGGUGUUUGGAACAAUAGCAUUGCCAUGCUGAGAGAAUUCACAUACAAAACUUAACUUAUUAACAACUUUAUCACAGAAUCGAACACAGUUUACUAUUAUUUUCUUCCUCUUUUAGCUUCAUUGUCUCAGGAUUCAGUUCUCCUAUUCAGGGCAUCUGUCAGACAAUUAAUGAUUUCAAAUUUACUCCCUAAAUCUGCAUAGCCUCACUGUGAGCUGUGAGAAUUGUAUCCAGAUGUGAUCUUCCAGAUGCUUCAUUAGAGAUCUUCAGUCUGUUGAACAGAUCCCACAACUCUCACAAGUCCGUCACUUGUGCUUCCUCCUGCGCUGUUUUGGUGUGUCUUCUUUACAACGCACAAACACUUUAUCUUGAGACACUUCAAUCUGCUGUCCGUCGUCU
Acanthochromis polyacanthus (spiny chromis) is the source of this 6389-nucleotide messenger RNA. It is a transcript of the gene adam10a, whose product is annotated as ADAM metallopeptidase domain 10a. Bases 330 to 2597 code for a protein of 755 amino acids. NCBI's taxonomy places the organism in Eukaryota, Metazoa, Chordata, Actinopteri, Pomacentridae. Gene Ontology annotation, cellular component: plasma membrane; synaptic membrane. The record is from RefSeq and is a predicted model, not a curated record. Gene Ontology annotation, biological process: Notch signaling pathway; membrane protein ectodomain proteolysis. Gene Ontology annotation, molecular function: metalloendopeptidase activity involved in amyloid precursor protein catabolic process. The transcript is spliced from 16 exons.